UACCCGCCACGCCGAGGGACCGAGGUACGCUCCUCUGCCCCAGGAAAGGCCUGCGAGGGGCUGUGGCCCCCCGUAAAACUCCUGUUGAGGGGCAGAGCCCCGGAAAGCUUGAUGUCCAGAGGAAGACUGAGAGAAACGCGGCUCCACAGGGACAGGGACCUGCCACACACGCAAACCCGCGGGAGCAGAAGACGAUCCACACAUGUUAGGAGGCGAAGGAGAAGCCGGAGGCGGCAGAACAAGAUGCUGAGGCGGCCAGGGGAAGGGCCCAGGGCCAGGCAGGCGUGACCGCGGUCAGGACCCUGGAGGGCGCCCGAGAACGGCAGCACAGAAGGACAGACAGAGACCAUGACAGAGGGACAGCCAGCCAUGACGAAGGCGACGGCUGCAGAGGCAGCGAGGACAGUGACCCAGACACAGAGAUGGCGACAGGGCCACGGGGGCUGAGGAGACCUGAGACAAGACCCCCCUUCACGGGGAGUCUGGUCAGAGAGACCGGGGAGCUUGAGAAAGAAGAGAGCUAGACCAAGAGGAUAGUGACAGAGACGGAGAGCAAUGUCAGGGAGGGGGUGGGGAUAGUGACAGGGACAAAGACCAAGGGACAGUGAUGGAGAGGGAAGAGAUAAGGGGGACAGUGGCCGAUGGAGAGGUGACAAUCAUAGAGACAGGGAAAACACACUCAGAAGCCAGUGACAAAGAUAGAGAGGACAGUGAUAGAGAGAGAGAGAAGACAAAGAUAACAUAAGUAAUAUAGGGAAAAGUGACAAAAAUAGAGAAGGUGCCAGAGACCAAGUUGGAGGCAACAGUGACAGAGGCAGACAACUGCAGGCAGAGAGGGCAAAGAUAAAGAUAAUGUUAGAGGUACAGAAAGCAAUAUUAGAUAAGGAGUGCACCCCCAAUCACAGAGGGGACAGACAGAGAAAACGGAAAGUGGCAAGGUGAGAGAGGGAACGGAGGUAGAGGGGACAGAAAUAGAGCUAGAAGAUUCAAAGGGCGCUAGAGGCACCCAUGGUGGAAAUAGAGGUGGGAGCAGAGCCGGGGGCAGAGAUGGAGGAUUCAGAGUGGAAGGAUACCUGGGGAAGGAGUCAGAGACAGAAGAGACAGAUCCUGAGGGAACAGCAACAGUGCACAGACUCAGAGCAAAGAGCCACAGUGGUGACAGUACCAGAGUGUGAGUGACAAAGCACACUCAGUGACACUAUGACAGAUGAAGCAACAGGCAGAAAGGAUGGUGACAGAAGGGACAGUGAUGAAGGCAGUGGAGACAGAGUAUAGAGACAUAAAAGGUAUAGAGACAAGAAAGAGGAGUGGGGCAGAGAUAAGGAUUAGUGACCAAGACAGAGGGUGGCCUAGCAGACAUCCUGAAGAUAGAGCUAGGGAGUAGGGGUGCAGGCAGAGUCUGAAAAAAUUGAAAUUGCAUCUUGCAGAGGACGAUAGAGAUGGAAGGAGAACAUGACCAAGGCAAAACAGAGACAGGGACAGAAAGAGACCAAGUUAUGGAGAUGAACAGAGAGACAAGAGCAAAGAAAGAGAACAUGAGGGGUCAGUCACCUGAGAUUCCAUGAGAGGUCAGGAUGACAGGCAAAAGCAAAAAUCGGGGAAAAGUGAACAAAAUACUUGAAAGGGACACAUCAACCUGUGGAGACCAACUGAGACUCACGACCCAGCCUCUGCCUCAUCCUGGGAAGUACUGGAAACCAUGGAGCCUUGAGCUUUCUUCCUUUAAGCCACUUUGCCCCCCGGCGCCCACGCGGAGCAUGAACAUUGAGGAUGGCGUGCGCCCGCAGCUCCCCGUGCCCCCCACUGCCGCCCGGUAGGAUGUCCUGGCCCCAUGGGGCCCUGCUCUUCCUCUGGCUCUUCUCCCCACCCCUGGGAGCCGGCGGGGGCGGCGUGGCCAUGACGUUGGCAGCCGGAGGGGGCUCCCCGCCGGCCACCUCCUGUCCUGCGGCCUGCUCCUGUAGCAACCAGGCCAGCCGAGUGAUCUGCACGCGGAGAGAGCUGGCUGAGGUCCCAGCCAGCAUCCCUGUCAACACGCGGUACCUGAACCUGCAGGAGAAUGGCAUCCAGGUGAUCCGGACAGACACGUUCAAGCACCUGCGACACCUGGAGAUCCUGCAGCUGAGCAAGAACCUGGUGCGCAAGAUCGAGGUUGGCGCCUUCAACGGGCUGCCCAGCCUCAACACGCUAGAGCUGUUUGACAACCGGCUCACGACAGUGCCCACGCAGGCCUUUGAGUACCUGUCCAAGCUGCGGGAGCUCUGGCUACGCAACAACCCCAUCGAGAGCAUCCCCUCAUACGCCUUCAACCGCGUGCCCUCGCUGCGGCGCCUCGACCUGGGCGAGCUCAAACGGCUGGAGUACAUCUCGGAGGCGGCCUUCGAGGGCCUGGUCAACCUGCGCUACCUCAACCUGGGCAUGUGCAACCUCAAGGACAUCCCUAACCUGACAGCCCUGGUGCGCCUGGAGGAGCUGGAGCUGUCAGGCAACCGGCUGGACCUGAUCCGCCCGGGCUCCUUCCAGGGCCUCACCAGCCUGCGCAAGCUGUGGCUCAUGCACGCCCAGGUGGCCACCAUUGAGCGCAAUGCCUUCGACGACCUCAAGUCGCUGGAGGAGCUCAACCUGUCCCACAACAACCUGAUGUCGCUGCCCCACGACCUCUUCACGCCCCUGCACCGCCUGGAGCGCGUCCACCUCAAUCACAACCCCUGGCACUGCAACUGCGACGUGCUCUGGCUGAGCUGGUGGCUCAAGGAGACAGUGCCCAGCAAUACAACGUGCUGUGCCCGCUGCCACGCACCAGCCGGCCUCAAGGGCCGCUACAUCGGGGAGCUGGACCAGUCGCACUUCACCUGCUAUGCGCCGGUCAUCGUGGAGCCGCCCACGGACCUGAAUGUCACAGAGGGCAUGGCCGCGGAGCUCAAGUGUCGCACGGGCACCUCCAUGACCUCCGUCAACUGGCUGACGCCCAAUGGCACCCUCAUGACCCACGGCUCCUACCGUGUGCGCAUCUCAGUCCUACACGAUGGCACACUCAACUUCACCAAUGUCACGGUGCAGGACACGGGCCAGUACACGUGCAUGGUGACGAACUCCGCAGGCAACACCACCGCCUCGGCCACGCUCAACGUGUCAGCCGUGGACCCCGUGGCGGCUGGCGGCGGUGGCCCUGGAGGCGGCAGCGGUGGCCCAGGGGGCAGCGGGGGCAGCCCGGGAGGCGGUGGGGGCGGCGGCUACACCUACUUUACCACCGUCACCGUGGAGACCCUGGAGACACAGCCCGGAGAGGAGACCCUGCAGCCGCGGGGGACGGAGAAGGAGCCACCCGGGCCCACCACGGACGGCGUCUGGGGCGGGGGCCGGCCAGGGGACGCCGCAGGCCCUGCCUCGUCGUCCACCACGGCGCCCGCCCCACGCUCCUCGCGGCCCACGGAGAAGGCGUUCACGGUGCCCAUCACGGACGUGACGGAGAACGCCCUCAAGGACCUGGACGACGUCAUGAAGACCACCAAGAUCAUCAUCGGCUGCUUCGUGGCCAUCACGUUCAUGGCUGCCGUGAUGCUCGUGGCCUUCUACAAGCUGCGCAAGCAGCACCAGCUCCACAAGCACCACGGGCCCACGCGCACCGUGGAGAUCAUCAACGUGGAGGACGAGCUGCCUGCCGCCUCGGCUGUGUCUGUGGCCGCCGCCGCUGCAGUGGCCGGUGGGGGGGGCGUGGGCGGGGACAGUCACCUGGCCCUGCCCGCCCUGGAGCGCGACCACCUCAACCACCACCACUACGUGGCGGCCGCCUUCAAGGCGCACUACAGCGGCAACCCCAGCGGCGGGGGCUGCGGGGGCAAGGGCCCCCCGGGGCUCAACUCCAUCCACGAACCUCUGCUCUUCAAGAGUGGCUCCAAGGAGAAUGUGCAAGAGACGCAGAUCUGAAGCCGCCGGGCGGGGUGGGGGGUAGGGGGCGCGCCCCCGGGGACCCGGGCCCCCCUGGGACCCUCCCCACAGCCCUGGCCCCGCCCUCGGACCGCGCGGGGCAGGUGGGGGCCGGAGGGGCCGCAGCCCCGCUUGCGUAUGGACCCCAGGGCGGCGCACCCCCGCGAGGACAGGGCGGGGCUCCGGGACGCGAGCCUCCGCGGUUCGGCCGCCCCCGCCCCCAUCCCAGGCGCAGGGAGGGGGAUGCCGGAUUCAGGAGAAGUGGCUGGAACCCUCCGCUUUUCCUCCUCGCGCUCUCAAACGACCCUUCCCGGCCCUCCGCCUUCCGGGGGAGAGAGGAGCUUUUUGGGGGGUGUCCUUUCCCCUCAUCCCCAACAACCCUCCUUUUACGGUUCAUUUUUUGCAGUUUGACGCCUGUCCCCCUCCCGCCCCUCCGCCCUCGAAACUGAAGAGACAGACGCGUGGUCAGAGCCUCCAGACCCCCUGCCCCUCCCCUCCUUCCACCCCUGGCUCUCACCUGCCCCACAGACUCUUUUGAUACUGAAGGGAGGUUUGCGUCAACGACUACCUGCUCUGUAAUUACUUUAAAAAAAAAACACGGAAAAAGUAAAAAAAAAAAUAUUUUUUUGGGUCAUGAAA
Molecule: messenger RNA, 4563 nt
Organism: Canis lupus familiaris (dog)
Lineage: Eukaryota; Metazoa; Chordata; Mammalia; Carnivora; Canidae
Gene: LRRC4B
Product: leucine rich repeat containing 4B
Exons: 3
Coding region: 1771-3924 (717 amino acids)
Cellular component (GO): plasma membrane
Molecular function (GO): protein binding
Source: RefSeq, a predicted model, not a curated record